AUGGCCUCCGACCCUCAUGCUGCCUGCUCAUUCUGCGGUAAACCCGCUCAGAUGAAGUGCAACGGCUGCAAAACGCAUAUGUAUUGUCAAAAGGAGUGCCAGGUUCGAGAUUGGCCAAAUCACAAGGUCAUCUGCAAAGCUCAGCGGCUCGAGCAAGCUAUAGAACGAAUGGCGAACAUCACCCAUCAAGCCUACCUUACCUUCAGAGAGAACACCUGGGACACGCCCAUAGAGAAGAUCGAGGACAAAGAAGAUGAGUUGGUCAUAUUUGAUGGAGACCAAAAGCUGAAUCUGCGCAACUUCACCCCAUUUCCCGACAAACUCGUCAAAAACGAUCGAACGAAGAUGGCCAUGCUCUGCAUGUUGAUUUGUAAUGAGCCCCUGGCGUUCAUGCACAGUCUCAUCACCAAGUUACUUCGAGGUGUCGACGUUACAGUCGAAGAACUCCAAGUGCAGUUACGAACAGUUCCGCGUAAGGCCAUUUUUGUUGCACCAGAUGGUUCGCGGCAAUCAAACUGGCCAGAAUUCUCUCACAUGGUACUUCGCUUGAAAUCCGUCAAGAGCGGCAAGCAAUGGGUAGUGGAUCUCAGUGGCGGACAGUACGGCAUAUGUCAACCAUUUUGGGACUGGGAGAUCUAUGUGGCAAAUUACGUGGGCAAGAUCACCGCGAUUUAUUCCUCAGGCACGCAGAGAGAACUCAUUACUGAGUUAGCGAAGAUCGAUGGCAAUCCUGUGCUUACCUACCGUCUCGUCCAAGACGCCGCAGACCAACUAAACAAAGCGGUUGACAUCUGGGAAGAACGACACAUGAAAUUAUCGAGAUUGUUGUUUCUUGGAGACGCGGCAUACAGGCAGCAAGAGAUGAGCCUCCUCGAUAUCAUGAAGGCCGCUGUCCGUAGCUUCAUCAACUCAACCGACUUUGCCAAGCCGGUGCAAGCAGCUAGGGCCUAUGAACAAGCCAAUCCAGGCUUCAGUCAGAGGAAGUGCUGUGAUAGGGCCAUGUUGCUGCAGUCAGUCAACUUGUUGAACGAGCACUGA
Dothidotthia symphoricarpi CBS 119687 is the source of this 1038-nucleotide messenger RNA. RefSeq lists its product as uncharacterized. The coding region runs from base 1 to 1038 and encodes 345 amino acids. Lineage: Eukaryota; Fungi; Ascomycota; Dothideomycetes; Pleosporales; Dothidotthiaceae. The transcript is spliced from 2 exons. The record is from RefSeq and is a predicted model, not a curated record.